This is a messenger RNA of Penicillium manginii, 1368 nucleotides long. Its product is annotated as fungal specific transcription factor domain-containing protein. Lineage: Eukaryota; Fungi; Ascomycota; Eurotiomycetes; Eurotiales; Aspergillaceae. Gene Ontology annotation, molecular function: zinc ion binding; DNA binding. The transcript has 2 exons. The record is from RefSeq and is a predicted model, not a curated record. Gene Ontology annotation, biological process: DNA-templated transcription. The coding region runs from base 1 to 1368 and encodes 455 amino acids.
AUGGGUCGACUUGUUCACGACGAAAAUGGAGUCGGUCGAUUUGCAGGCUCCACUACCGGUGUUCAUUUUGUUCUCAGUGUGGAGAAAGAAUGUCAAAAGACAUUAAAUCUUCCUUGCGGAUUCCCAGAGAGUUGUUAUCGGCUCUUUUUGAUUCCACCAUCUCCGACGAUACCCAAAGUCGUCGCAGAAAACUCAUCAGAAUAUCAAAAUUGGAUAUCUGAAUGUCUCCAUUAUCCAUUGGCCUAUUACCAUGAGCAAACUGACCUAUUCAUGAAGAACUGGCAAGACUUUUGUCCUGUUCUCAUUCGGUCUGAAGUUUUGGCAGAUAUUGAUCAUAUGAUAGGACUACUCGCCGAUCUCGGCUGUUCUCAGAAACCUAAUCCAGCCACAGCACUGACGGUCUUGAUGAUUCAUUCUAUCAACGACUUGCAAAACAACCAAAUGGAACCGGAGUAUCCCUUGAGUCCCGUUCGGCAACGGCAUCUAUUCCUGGCUAGUGGUCUGAUCGACGAAGUAGCCGCAAAAGGGGACAUGAGAAGCUUACAAGCCUUGGUGCUCUUCGGCUUUUACAGUCAGUUGAGCGGUGACUGCCUUGCGAUGAUAAGGAUUAAUGGAUUGAUGGUUAGCAUUUCCCAGUCACUGGGUCUCCAUCGCCAUGCUAGACGCUUCAAAAUGAAAACCGGCGAAAUUGAGCUUCGGAAGCGAGUUUGGUGGUAUGUCUACGUUUUCGACAGCAUGACAUCUCUACUCCACGGGCUCCCGGCCUUGAUAAACGACGUGGAUGUGGAUAACGACUUGCCUUCGGACUGCUAUCUUCUUGGGUUGGAUUCUGCAGAUAUCUCCCACCCUCUGCCCGGGGAAACUACUGCAGUCUUUGUCUUCAUUCAAUAUGUGCGCAUUGGCAAAAUAUUCUCACGGAUUCGUGAAAUGCUUUAUACGACUACCAGACGUCGGAAUGGUGCGGCCAAGAUCAAGGAGUUGGAUCUCGACUUGCAGAUGUGGAGUCAAAGUCUCAAAGCACAUGGCAUCCAAUUUGAAAUUGGCACUUUAAAUGAAGCUGCUGGGAAAGGAAUCGAAAGAACGAAGUUAUGGCUUCAAUUGCUAGCAAAUAUCGCGAUGGUCUUUAUACACCGACCAGGGCUAUCCUUUGACGAUAGCACGCCGGAGUUUGCAAAUUGUCUUCAAGCAUGCGUGGCAUCUAGUAGCGCUGGCUUGGCCUUUACUCGAAAAUACGCAUGUUCCACGAUGGCUACAGAACUUGAGCAUGAUGGGCCCCGGAGUAGUCUUCCAGUCGGCUUUGAUGCAUGUUCAUUACCAAUGCCAAUCAUCCACAGUCAAUAUCGAAGCAGGCCCGUCCUUGGAAACUAG